This is a messenger RNA of Chenopodium quinoa (quinoa), 834 nucleotides long. RefSeq names its product cysteine-rich receptor-like protein kinase 25. The transcript has a single exon. The coding region runs from base 1 to 834 and encodes 277 amino acids. The record is from RefSeq and is a predicted model, not a curated record. NCBI's taxonomy places the organism in Eukaryota, Viridiplantae, Streptophyta, Magnoliopsida, Caryophyllales, Amaranthaceae.
AUGGCUAGAGUAUAUAUAUUAUUGCUUACAAUCCUACCUUUUCCAAUUGCUAUUGCUACAACACACAACGCGCUCUAUAUUGGCUACAAUUGCACAGGCAGUGCAGCUUCGUCGACACUUGACAGUAAUAGAGCCUCACCUUCGUACCUAUACAACCUAUAUAAUUUGCUAGGAACUUUUACUUCCCAUGCCUCAAGCGCGGCUUAUUAUAACUCUUCCCUUGGUCAAACCCCCAAUCGUGUGUAUGCUAUAUACAUUUGUCGGUUUGACCAAACUGCUCGAAGUUGUAAUGCUUGUAUAAAUGAAGCCAAAGAUCAAAUACUCAAAGCGUGCCCCUACCAAACUGAGGCUAUUAUUUGGUACGAAAAUUGUAUGAUCCGUUAUUCCAAGUACUCGUUUUUUGGCAGAAUGGAUGUAUCUCCCUGGAUAGCAAUAUCAAUGCCGCAAAAUAGUACUAGAGAUCAAGUGGUCCAUUUCGAGAAAUAUAUGCGGAAGAGCAUGUAUGAUUUGGCUAUAUCGACAGCUGAUAACUCGUCUCCAAAGGCGAGGUUUAAAAUGAGAGUGAUUAAUAUAACGGGAUUUGGGAGCUUAUAUGAGAUGACACAGUGUGUGCCUGAAAUUACCACCAAGGAUUGCCAUCUCUGCUUAACGAUUGCUAUAGGGAGGCUUGCAAAUAUUAGCGCCAGUGCUCGCGUCUUGUUGCCUAGUUGUAUUGUUUGGUAUCACACUGCUCCUUUUUAUAACUCUUCAGCAAUAACCUACCCGUUUUUCAACUCAUCCUCGGCGACACACCCACCACACACAAAGAUAAAGACUCCAGCCGGUAAAAGUUGA